AUGUGGGAUAGAAGUAUUCAAUUUUACAAGACACAGCUACAUGACCAAAUAGUCGUCUGGGUUGAUGAAAUCCUUAGAGGAAUGAAUAGUAAUGAUAAUGAGGAUGAAGCUCGAGAAGGGUGUGAACAUGUGAACAGUGAAACGGGAAAAAUGACCGACGCAGAUAUGGAAGUAUGCACAUUUAUUUUAAAAAAUUUGUUGAAAAUAUGGAAAAUAAGCACGACAGGAAAAGGAAGGAAAGAAGUUGAUAUAGAAAUGGAAGAAUAUAUACAUUGUACAAUAGUGAAUUCAUGGUUACAUGAAUACAUGAAUGUAAACUGUGCACCAUGGGAUAUUAUGACCAGUGCAUAUGAUGCAAUGAAAUACUUGUGCAAACUACUUAAUCCAGAGGGAGAGUGUAAAAACUGCGUGUACAAGCAAUUGGAACCUAUGGCAAUAUUAACUAAAAUCAGUAUGCUGCAACAUAUUCGCAAUGCAAUAAGCAAAAAUAGGGAAAUUAUGGAAUUAAUAAAUAACAAGUUCCCGAAAAAACAAUGUCCAAAACCACCACCACCGAAACCGAAAAAUGCUCUAUCAUCAGCAACACAUCCACCAGCAGGGAAGGUAGCAGCAGCAGAAAAGUCCGUCACUAUCCCCCCCAAGACGGUCACCACAACAGACCUAUUCGUAAAAGUAUUGAAGAAAUGGAUAGAAGAAGAAGGGUUACAUGGACAGGGCGGUUAUGUAAUAUUCAUUGUUUUCGUGUGA
This is a messenger RNA of Plasmodium coatneyi, 747 nucleotides long. Its product is annotated as SICA antigen. The transcript is spliced from 2 exons. Bases 1 to 747 code for a protein of 248 amino acids. Lineage: Eukaryota; Apicomplexa; Aconoidasida; Haemosporida; Plasmodiidae. The record is from RefSeq and is a predicted model, not a curated record.